GUCGUCCAGGAAGCGGGCCAGGCGCGCGUCCAAUGCGAUGGCCGCGCCGCCGGCAUCCGCCGCGACUUGGUUGCGGACUUGGUUUUCCCCACCUGGCCAGGCGCAGGCGAGGUCGGCGUGGUUGACCUCGCAGCCUGCCUGGAGGGGGAGCUCCUUGCACAGGUGUCAGAUCCGUGGAAGUGCCUGCUGCCGCGGAAGGAAUGGCCCCUCCGGCCCGCCCGGUCCAAGGUCCACGGGGGCCAAGAGGAAUGGGAUAAGUUGGUCAAGGAGGGCCUGCGCCGAGGGCUCUUCCGAGAAGCUGCCCCGGCGGCUUUUUUUCGAGGGCGGGCCGGCCACCCCAUUUUCAGCGGAGCCAUGGGCGCUGACAAGGAGAAGGUGGUCGACGGUGUGCCGCGCUCAUUUUUACGCUUCGUAUCCAUAUUGACUCCUUCGAAUGAGCACACGCGGCCAAUCCAGGGCGAUGUCGAUUUCCUCCCAUUCAUUGCCCAGGCGAUGUUGGUGGUGCUAAAGGAGGACGAGAGCGCGGUCGUGGACAGCGAGGACUUCGUGAGCUGCUUCAACUUGCUGCGGGCGCCUCGAAGCUGGGACGGCUUCCUCGUGUAUGGGCGCCCGGUUUCGGGGGCCGUUCUCGGUCGCCGCGCAGAGGACGCCUUCCGCGUCUCGCUCGCGACGGUGCCGAUGGGUUUGUCUGGCGCCGUGGCCGUCGUCCAGGCGGCGGUGCGCCGCCUCGUUCUUGGCGAGGCGGAGGUCGAUCUGGCUACCGAGGUGGCUAAAUCCAAGGCGUUCCCGAACGGCCCGAACUACUCCUUCGUGCACUUGGACUCUUUCGAUUUCAUCCGAGUCUGGGUUAGGGCCCUGGCCGAGGCAAUGGCUGGGCAGGAGUCGCCGGAGCACCGGCGUCUCGUUAACGGGUGCGCCGCCGCCAUGGCUUGCCGCUCAACAAGGCGCCGGCGCGGCCGCGAUUUGUUACGCUUAUCCGUGGGCAUUGCGGCCGCCGAGGUGGCCGCGGAAGCCGCGCUUCGCCACUGGGCGGGCCUCGCGUGCUUCUGCGCGGUUUACCGCCGCCCGCUGUUCUCCAUCUUGCAGGACAUCUUCGCAGUCAUCGACUCUCCGGGCCGUCAAGGGCCCGUUCAUGCCAGCGCCUUGGAGGAACCGCUCCUUCUGAGCGCGCUCGCGCCGCUGGCCGGGGCCAAUCUGCGGGCGCAAGUGGGGCCCCACAUCAGCUGCUCUGAUGCUUCGCCACAUGGUGGCGGAGCCGCGGUUGCCGACAGCUUCGGAGCGCUCGGGGCUACCCCAGCCUUCGCGGAGGUCUCUGGCAACGCGGGCGCUUCUCUGUCUGAGGCCGGAGGGCGCGGCACCAGCGGCCCCCUGCGGAGCUCCCGCCGGCUCCUGGGGGCCGCAGGCGCAUCUGGCGACCAUCGCAGCCGCCUCUGGGCCUCGAACGAGCUCGCCGGCCUCGCCAUCCGGGCCUUGGAGGCACGGUUGGUGCGCCCAGGCUUCACCGUGGUGUCGCAGCCACCCAGCAGCUGGCUCUGGAGAUUCCCCCGGGCGCGAUGGCUGAUGCAGCAGCCCGGGAUAUUUCCCACGGAGGCGUUGGGGAGGCAUUGGAUGCACAACUCGCUUGCGCUGCACCGUCGCGUUGCCGAGCGCCUGGGGCAGCAGGGCGAGGUGUGCGAGGACGAGCUGUGGGGCAUCUACGCGGACGUCGUGGCGGCUGCAUGCCGGGCGCACGGCGAAGCGUCGUGCCCGCAGGGGCCGGGGCAGCAGGCCUUGUGGCUCAGCGCCCAGCUCCGGGAGGCCACCGAACGGCUCGGCGACGCGCAGCUGAAUGAGGUCAUGGUUCAGGAGAUCAUGGAUUGGCUCUCUGCCAUGCAGGCCGGCGGCGAGGAGGGCCAACUCCGCGAUCUGGUGCGAGCGGCCGACCAUCGCGGUUCAGAUGUCCGGCUGUGGGCUUCGGAGGUGCUCCGGAGCUCACGCCAAACCGCUCCCUAUCCAGCAUUUUGUUGGCAGUGGAAGCCGGUGUCCAGCUACGCUUGGCGUAGCGCUGGACACAUCAAUGUCUUGGAAGUUCUUGCGUUCGUCAACUACGUCAAGUUUUCUUUGAAGUGCGUCUCGAGCGUGUCGAGGCGCUUCGUGCAUGUGCUCGAUGGUAUGGUUGCUACGGCCGUGAUAUCCAAAGGGCGGUCGACGUCGCGACGCUUGAACGGUCCUUUGAGGGAGGUUGCUGGCUAUUUGUUAGCGGCCGAUGCCUAUCCUUUCGCUGUGUGGACGAUUUCUGAUUGGAGCUUUGCGGACCAGGCCAGCCGGAGGGUGGAGCAGCGUCAG
Molecule: messenger RNA, 2325 nt
Organism: Prorocentrum cordatum
Lineage: Eukaryota; Dinophyceae; Prorocentrales; Prorocentraceae
Source: the annotation of a GenBank genome assembly